AUGGCAGCCAAGAAGCCGGCAGUCACUCAUGUGAUAUUCGAUUUCGAUGGUCUACUAGUUGACACUGAACCCAGUUAUACACUUGCCAAUCAAGCUAUGCUUAAUAAAUUUGGCAAGCAAUUCACCAUGGAAUUGAAAGGAGGAAUGAUGGGUCGCAAGAACAUGGAGGCAAUCGCCUGGCUGUUGGAUCAGUACGAUGUCAUGUUGGCCGAAAUGUUUCGCAAGUGUGGUAGCUUGCCAGGUGCUGAACGUCUCGUACGGCAUCUAGCCAGUAAAGGUGUUCCCAUGGCCAUUUGCACAGGAUCCUGCAGUCGCACGUUUGCCCAGAAAGCUGAAAAUCAUAGAGAUUGGAUUGACUUAAUACCUAUCCAUGUGUGUAGCGGCGAUGAUGGAAGCAUUAAGAGAGGCAAACCGUUUCCCGAUCCUUUCCUUGAAACAAUGAAGAGGUUUCCUGAUCCGCCUUCCGAUCCGUCUCACGUGCUCGUUUUUGAAGAUGCUCCGAAUGGUGUAAUGGCUGCUCACGCCGCGGGAAUGCAGUGCGUAAUGGUGCCGGAUCCGGUGUUCCACAAAGGGGCGGAACUUUUAUGGUAUGACAUAAUUGCUAUAUUUCUGAUAUGA
Cooperia oncophora is the source of this 618-nucleotide messenger RNA. NCBI's taxonomy places the organism in Eukaryota, Metazoa, Nematoda, Chromadorea, Rhabditida, Trichostrongylidae. The record is from the annotation of a GenBank genome assembly.